CCCACCUCUCGCUCCACUACGCUCAGAGCUCACCAGCUUCGUCAGGACAUUAGUGUCUUGAUCACACCCCGAAUCGACUGUGAUGCCUUCCAUGCGACACCCAUAUGCCAACACACGGUAUCUCAGCCAGUCGCUCUCGACGGAUGCCCUAGACAGUUGGCUGCAGCUCACGCCAGAUACGGAGGCCGCGCCGGAACAGCUGCGGGCGAUGCCUCAGCUGCAUCGUACAGGCUCGAGCUAUAUGUCUGCACCGUCGGACAGGUCCUCGGAUGGGUUGCCCCGCGUUGACGUCUGCAUGUCGUCAUUCGCCUCUGAGAGUUCUGGACAUUUCGUGAAGCAUUCGAGCAGUGCGACGCUAUUAUUGAGCGGUCAGGAGGAUGGCAGGUCUGAGGCAGAGUAUACGAAUGGCGCAACCAUCGAGGGUAUCCUUGCGGUCCCCAGACCGUCAGGCCUGCUCUCUCUGCAGGUUAGGGUCGAAGGCAGUAUGAAGUUGCAAGAGACGGCGGGGAGCGGUUCGUCUGCGUUGCAGAUUAUUAACGAUCUAGCAUUCGAGUGGGAUGCGGAACACAACGCUACAUUCCCGAGCAAGGUCACCUUCCGGUACACUCUACCCACCCAUUACUCGCACGACUUGACGGGGGAACGCUUUCGUCUACCACCGAGCUAUCGUGCGCAUCUCAGCGGGGUACCAGGGCUCAGAGUGGAUAUCUCAUACGCCGUGGCGGUGUACAUCACGCGAAAUCGGAGUAAGGCAAAUUGGUGGCGGAAGAGUACCAGCCUCCGCGUGCCGUUCACAUACAGAGAACUGUCUCGUCCGACGCUCGCCGGCCCCUUCGUCGCCAAUCUGACGAAGACCCCGACGAUACCCCGCACGGUCUUCCGAUAUACAGCUGAAUCACGUCGGAACAGCUGGGAUGAUAUUAAAGUCGAGCUGUAUCUGCCGCACUCACAGAUAUGUUCGAUGUGUGACUUGAUUCCCUUCUCCGUCACAUUCUUCGCACCCGAAGAGGUCUUGUGCAGGUACACCACCUUCCGUCCGUCCCCCGAAUCAUUCCAUCCGUUGGCUUCGCCUGUUGCUGAUUCGGCCAACUAUGUACCGGGUCAGUUGUUCAGCUGCUUUAUGCCCUGCCCAUCACCCGUCCGCCUGCAACUCCUUCGGCGGACAACGGUCGACGUGCUCGCGGCUGGUGUGUACGCAGCACCUAAGGAACGCACGGACAUAACGACUACCAAGGUCCUCGCGAGCGGCAUCGUGUACAGCGCAAGCAGAGGCAUGAACUCCGCCGUGUGGUCCGGACACGUCAUAGUCCCCAACAAAGUCGGCUGCGGCGGGUUUGUGGCGAAGGGGAUCAGGGUGACGGACUGUUUGGUGCUGACUCUCGCACACCCGAGCUCCCUGCGCAACGAGUAUGCAGAGUUCUACCAGAGCGUACCCAUUCGCUUGACUACGCAGACAUACGACCGCAGUGACGGAGUUCUCACUAUUUCGGAUUGGUCGACUCUGUAGGAACGGCAAAUGAAAUCUUGCACCUGAACGUUGCGGAUGACGACUCUGUAUGGACAUCGUAAACCAUCAGCCUAUGGACCUUUAAAAGCUUCAAAACUGUACCUGUAUCCGCAGCAUCGAUCAACUCGCCACGGCGCUGAGAUUCCUCUUGAACUUAUGAGCUACCUACGGCUGUUACAAAGUGUUUGUAAAUGUAAUACGCGAAGAUCGCG
Messenger RNA from Phanerochaete carnosa HHB-10118-sp, 1719 nucleotides. RefSeq lists its product as uncharacterized. Bases 83 to 1507 code for a protein of 474 amino acids. NCBI's taxonomy places the organism in Eukaryota, Fungi, Basidiomycota, Agaricomycetes, Polyporales, Phanerochaetaceae. The transcript has 5 exons. The record is from RefSeq and is a predicted model, not a curated record.